Cebus imitator (Panamanian white-faced capuchin) is the source of this 2730-nucleotide messenger RNA. RefSeq names its product HIV-1 Tat specific factor 1 (gene HTATSF1). Lineage: Eukaryota; Metazoa; Chordata; Mammalia; Primates; Cebidae. Gene Ontology annotation, cellular component: U2-type spliceosomal complex; U2 snRNP. The record is from RefSeq and is a predicted model, not a curated record. The coding region runs from base 174 to 2405 and encodes 743 amino acids. Gene Ontology annotation, biological process: mRNA splicing, via spliceosome. The transcript has 10 exons. Gene Ontology annotation, molecular function: RNA binding.
GGCUGCGUCGGCCUGAGCGGGUCUUCGUUUGCAAGUAAUUUCCUGACGUUGCGGGGGGAACCGCACUCGUCUCAGACCCGGUAGGCGGCGGCGGCGGCGCGCCUGUGCGCUCCCGCCGCGCCCUGGACCGAGCGGCGGUGCAGAAGCUCGGCGGAGCGAAUCAGGUAGGAAACAUGAGCCGCAACCACUUGGAUGGGAACGACGAGUUUGAUGAGCAGUUGCGAAUGCAGGAAUUGUACGGAGACUGCGAGGACGGUGACCCCCAGACCGAUGCCGGUGGAGAAACCGAUUCUCUCGGGCAGCAGCCGACGGACACCCCCUACGAGUGGGACCUGGACAAGAAGGCUUGGUUCCCCAAGAUCACUGAAGAUUUCAUUGCUACAUAUCAGGCCAAUUAUGGCUUCUCUAAUGAUGGCGCAUCUAGUUCUACUGCAAAUGUUCAAGAUGUCCAUGCUAGGACUGCAGAGGAACUUCCACAAGAAAAAGCCCCAGAACCCGCUGAUCCCAGAAAGAAGGGAGAAAAAAGAAAGGCUGAGUCAGGAUGGUUUCAUGUUGAAGAAGACAGAAAUACAAAUGUAUACGUGUCUGGUUUGCCUCCAGAUAUUACAGUGGAUGAAUUUAUACAACUUAUGUCCAAGUUUGGCAUUAUUAUGAGAGAUCCUCAGACAGAGGAAUUUAAGGUCAAACUUUACAAAGAUAAUCAAGGAAAUCUUAAAGGAGACGGUCUUUGCUGUUACUUGAAGAGAGAAUCUGUGGAACUUGCAUUAAAACUUUUGGAUGAAGAUGAAAUUAGAGGCUACAAAUUACAUGUUGAGGUGGCAAAGUUUCAACUGAAGGGAGAAUAUGAUGCCUCAAAGAAGAAGAAGAAAUGCAAAGACUAUAAGAAGAAACUGUCUAUGCAACAAAAGCAGCUGGAUUGGAGACCUGAGAGGAGAGCUGGACCAUCCCGGAUGCGCCAUGAACGAGUUGUCAUCAUCAAGAAUAUGUUUCAUCCUAUGGAUUUUGAGGAUGAUCCAUUGGUGCUGAAUGAGAUCAGAGAAGACCUUCGAGUAGAGUGUUCAAAGUUUGGACAAAUUAGGAAGCUCCUUCUCUUUGAUAGACACCCAGAUGGUGUGGCCUCUGUGUCCUUUCGGGAUCCAGAGGAAGCUGAUUAUUGUAUUCAAACUCUGGAUGGAAGAUGGUUUGGUGGCCGUCAAAUCACUGCCCAGGCAUGGGAUGGGACUACCGAUUAUCAGGUGGAAGAAACCUCAAGAGAAAGGGAGGAAAGGCUGAGAGGAUGGGAGGCUUUCCUCAAUGCUCCUGAGUCCAACAGAGGCCUUAGACGCUCAGAUUCUGUCUCUGCUUCGGCAAGGGCAGGGCCUUCUAGAGCAAGGCAUUUUUCAGAGCACCCCAGCACAUCUAAAAUGAAUGCUCACGAAGCUGCAACUAGAAUGGCGUUUGAAGAACCUAUAGAUGAGAAGAAGUUUGAAAAGACAGAAGACGGGGGAGAAUUUGAAGAAGAUGCUUCUGAAAACAAUGCUAAAGAAGGUGGCCCCCAAAACGAGGCUGAAGAAGGCUGCACUGAGAAAGAAUCUGAAGGCGGCUGCCCCCAAAAAGAGUGUGAAGACGGCAGUCCCAUAAGAGGAUCUGAAGAGGGUAUUCCUAAAAAAGAGUCAAAAAAGAAGACACUCAAAAAUGAUUGUGAAGAGAAUGGCCUUGGAAAAGAAUCUGAAGAUGACCCCAACAAGGAGUCUGAAGAGGAGGCUGGACCCAAAAAAGAGUCUGAAGAAGAUGACUCAGAGAAAGAAUCUGAUGAAGACUGCUCUGAAAAACAGUCUGAAGAUGGCUCUGAAAGAGAAUUUGAAGAAAAUGGUCUCGAGAAAGAUUUGGAUGAGGAUGGCUCUGAAAAGGAGCUUCCUGAAAAUGUUCUUGACAAAGAGUUAGAAGAAAAUGACUCCGAAAACUCCGAAUUUGAAGAUGAUGGCUCUGAAAAAGUGUUAGAUGAGGAAGGCUCUGAAAGUGAGUUUGAUGAAAAUUCAGAUGAAAAGGAAGAAGAGGGGGAUACAUAUGAAAAAGUAUUUGAUGAUGAGUCCAAUGAGAAAGAGGAUGAAGAAUAUGCAGAUGAAAAGGGACUUAAAGCUGCUGAUAAAAAGGAAGAAGAAGGUGAUGCGGAUGAAAAGCUGUUUGAAGAGUCAGACAAGGAAGAUGAAGAUGCAGAUGGAAAGGAAGAUGAAGAUGCUGACGAAAAGUUAUUCGAAGAUGAUGAUUCCAACGAGAAGUUGUUUGAUGAGGAGGAAGAUUCCAAUGAGAAGUUGUUUGACGAUUCUGAUGAGAGGGGGACUUUGGGUGGUUUUGGGAGUGUUGAAGAAGGGCCCCUAUCCACUGGCAGCAGCUUUAUUCUCAGUAGUGAUGAUGAUGAUAUUUAAUCCCUUAAACUUGCUUCUUAGGGAGAGUCCUCCAUCUACAUUUGCCUGUGCUUCAGGGUAAUUACUAGUAGUGUUACAUGAACAUGUGCAUAGUGGUAGGAUGCCAUCAGAUUAAUACAUUGAAGUUUUUCAUUGUUACCUGUACCUAAUGGUUUUAAAUAUAUGUUAAUUGACUGUUCAGUCAUAAUGUCAUAGUUACAAUGCAAGUAAACUCGAUACUUGUUCUUUUGUCAGAUUUGUUAAAUGCAUGCAGAAUAAUAUUUUUAAAAGGAUUGAAGUUUGUGAUAUUCAUCAAUAAAAGUUGGUAAUAUGCAGAAACUGAAAA